This is a messenger RNA of Triticum aestivum (bread wheat), 865 nucleotides long. Its product is annotated as protein PSK SIMULATOR 1. Bases 19 to 741 code for a protein of 240 amino acids. Gene Ontology annotation, biological process: positive regulation of growth. The transcript has a single exon. The record is from RefSeq and is a predicted model, not a curated record. NCBI's taxonomy places the organism in Eukaryota, Viridiplantae, Streptophyta, Magnoliopsida, Poales, Poaceae.
AAGCACCUCAUCGACUGCAUGGUCAGCGGGAGCAAGUCUCCGAACAAGGAGGGGUGGGUCCACGGCGGCCAUGAUCUCCCACUGAGCUUCAGCUACGUCUCAUCCAACAACGACGAUUUCAGUGGCAGUUACCAGACCAACGAGAGUGAUCGUCACAGCGCCAACAGGAAGCUCUCCACUUCGGUGUUCGAGUGCUCGUCGCACGACGUGCUGGAAAACGCACCGGAGACGACCCUCGGCGCAGCCGCCCUGGCAUCGCACUCCGCGAACCUCGUCGUCUUCGCCGAGAAGCUCGCCAUCUCGCCCCGGCACAUCUGCCCCGACGAGAGGGAUGCGCUGUACGGCAUGCUGACUGACAGUAUCCGGGCGUCCCUCCGAGCACGCCUAAGGCCGCCGUCGUCCGCAGCUCGGAAGAAGGGCACGCCCUGCGAUCGCGUCCUGGCCGCCGGGUGGGCUGACACGGUGCAGGGGAUCCUCGGAUGGCUAGCACCGGUCGCCCACAACACUGUGCGGUGGCGGUCCGAGAGGAGCUUCGAGCAGCGGAACGUCGGCUCCGGCACGAGCGUUCUGCUCCUGCAGACGCUGCACUUCGCUGACCGGGACAAGACCGAAGAUGCCAUCAUCGAGCUGCUUGUUGGGCUGAAUUACCUGUGGAGAUACGGGACUCAGCUCUCCGCAAAGCCAAAAUUGGAGUCAGUGGGUGGCGAUGUUUACCAUGAUCGAGCUGAUUACAUAGGAUGACGACAUGUGAAUUACUCAAUCAGCAUAUCUGUCUUGUCAAGUGUCAGCCGAAUUGGAUGAUCUGAGAGUGUUUAUAUUAAGUAAAGGUGGCAUCUUUUGGGCGAAGAGAUUAGACGCCUUGGUG